UACAAACCAAGGACGAACACCCACACCCUGUAUGUGAGGGUGUUUUGGAAUGGUGUACUGUUAGCCAACAAACUGGACCCAAAUGAUGAAACCCUCUACGCAACCUGUGAUGUAAGUGCCCAAGAUGGAGCCCCAAAUGACCCCAACUUAGAGACCUCAGAAGCUGGAUGUCUGACUGAUGUGUGUAAUCUUGCGAACCUCCCUGAAGUAGAGAUCCUCAGUCUUAUAGAGGAGCAGAUUCCCAAGUAUCGCCUGCGGGCGGACACCAUCACCAACUUCUGUGGGUACGAGAACGAAGACUGGAUCCAGACCCCCCUCAUCCCCAUAGACGAGGAUCUAGAGCUCUCUAAUGAGCAGAUCCAGGAAACGCUCAAGUACUUUGUGCUAUGUUCGGACCGCGUGACCCAGAUGACUAAGACGUAUAAUGAUAUAGAAGCAGUAAACAGACUCCUGGAAGAGAAAGAAAGAGAUUUAGAGUUAGCAGCUAAAAUUGGACAGACCUUACUGACAAAAAACCAAGAACUUUCAGAAAAAAAUGAUGUAUUAGAGGAACAGUUAGUUCUACUUACAGAAAAGGUAAAUCAAAUCAAACAUGAGUUAUCACUGAAGGAUGGGCUACUGCAGGCCUUCUCAGAAACAGCUGAUUUGUCACCGGGCGAGGAGUCCUCCAGCAGCAGUAAUGACUGCUUACAGCACAUUGGAGGAGCCUGCGCUCUACAGACAAAAGUCAAAGAUCUCGAGGAGGAAAAUCUCAAACUCCGAUUAGAGACUGAGCAGCUUUCAGCAGAAACCUCUAAGUAUGAAGAAAAAGAACAGAGAUUGGUGGAUGAUUGUGUGGCACAGCUAAAUGCCAAGAAGAAGGAACUGGACCUCCUGGUUGAAGAUUUACUGAAGAAGACAGAGGAAUGCAGUGGUCAAAAGGAGGAAAUCACCAACCUGCUGGCUCAGGUGGUGGAUCUACAAAAACGCAUCAAGAUCGUGACUCUGGAGAACAUGGAGUUACAGAAGCACCUUGAAGCUUCACAAACUGCACAGAGACAGCUGACUUCAGAGCUUGCCAGUCUGAAGGACAAACAUGACGAGAUGUGUGCGAUGUACGAGCAGGCUCAGGAAGAGAUCCGUGAGCUGCGACGUAAACAAAAGCCGGGGGCGGUCAGACAUAACUACAUGUCCUCAUCAAUGCUGAGUCUCCCCUCAGACUCGCUGGCCUCAGAACUGGAGAGCUCACUCAGGAGCGAGUGUGAUUAUCCCCCCGGUUACUCACCAGCUGAGAGAAAAGUACACAACUGGAAGAUCUUCGAGACUGCUAAAGCUGCACUAAAGGCCGGAAAUUCCCGCAGCUCUAUGCCCGGAUCAAGAAGUUCCCUGGCCCCCUCUGUUAGCCCGAGCAUGCUAAAUCUAGGUCACAGUCCCCCCGGGGCCAGUAGCCUGGACAUGAGUCGUAACGACAGUGGUGGAGAAUCAGCGUCUGUAUCUACCAGGAGUUCUAUGUACUUCGCUGACGUGGAGGGGAGUGAAGCUCCGACAGAUUUAGCAGGUCUCAACAGUCUGUACAGGAAUGAGAAAUGUCAGUAUGGUAAACCAGGGAUUCCUGGGUCGAAUGAUCUGGAGACAGCCCUACGUAAGCUGUCAAUACGGCGAGCUAACGAGCUUAACGAGCGUGACUUCAGGGAAGACGAGGAGAAGAGACAGAGAGAAAGGAAUAGGACGGAGAGUGAUUUGUACGACACGCCGGGCACCUGUCGUACCCCGGACAGCACGCUAUCAACAGGAAGUGGACUGUCUCAGUUCUCACUGACAGGAAGUAACAACCCGUACUACCGUCUACCACAGAAACUACGAAUCAUCAAACCACUCGAGGGAUCUGUGACCUUGAGACAGUGGCAGCAGCUGGCGACCCCUAAGAUGGACAAACUGUUUGAGUCCAGACCUGGAGUGGCCACUAAAGGAGAGAGAAAGCUGGACAUUGAGGUGGAGACGUAUAACCUCAGUGACUUUGAGGAGGAUGAUGAUUACCAGGAAUGUCCCAGUAAGCGGUUUGAGGAGAGUUCUACCAUUAACACACUGACAGACUCCAAAGUCAAACAUCCAUCAGACUACAGCAGUGAUGAGGAAGAGACACUUUCUGAAUGUGAUAAAACUGACCCCAGAGUUACUCCAUCAUCCUUUACCUCAAGAAUGGCAACAGGUCAACAAGGUCACGACAAUGCCACUAGUACAUUCAGCGUAUCGAUGGGACUGGCAUCCAUUCUGAAUGAGAGAGAUCUGUUCCCGCCAUCCAAGGAUCCAAAAAGUAAAUCAGAACCCGCCGGGAAUCCCGACAGGGUUGACAGCAUUGUGUCCGAUUCCCAUUUUGAGAUUUCCAAAAUCACAACGUCUUCCACGUACACCACCAAGACAGACAGCAGGACAGAGGUGUCUAUGGGACUAAGUUUACCCACUUCUGGCACUGGUAUACCAGAACCGAGUUUACCCCACUCUUCUGCUACACCAUACAGGGGGUUACCAUUUGAUCACCUUAACCAGGGCACUCAUGUGUUGAUGGACACCCUGAAACAUACAGGAUACUCAGUCCUAAACUCCAGGUACCUCGGGGGGUUUCUAGGUUCUCAGAAAAAAGAGACAGACACUGCGCCUACUUCCGUAUCCAGUAGUCAGACUCCAGUGUCAUCAACAGCUGACAAAUCGGAUGUGAUUCAUGUGACGGCUGGGAGCAUGACAAAGGCUGAAGUGUCAAGGAUAAGCUCCUUGUUUGGGCGUGCCCUACCAGGGGGCGUGUCGGGGGCGUUAACACAGCUACGCCAAAACGGUAUCUUCUAACAAUACAGCAAUUAAGACUGUAGAGAACAUGAUUAACAGAGACACUGACUCUAGGUGAUGGGUUUCUGUGGUGUGUGCCUUAUCAUGUAGCAUUCAGAUUCACAAGCAUUAGUUAUCUACCUUGACCUAUAUACAAUCAUCUGUGUGGCAUUUGUUAUCUGCUUUAUAUGAAUCAUUGCAAUCGUUAUCUUAGUUUUUACCACCACAUUUGUUGUAAUGACAUACUGUAUAUGUACUUAGAAGAAUUGGCAAUAUUAUAGCAAAGGACUAAGUACCAAACCUUGCCAAGGCCUUUAACAGGGUCUGAAUUGUCUCACACUAGUCAGGUUUUAAAGCAUUUACAGGAGAAACAUAUUGUACUUUUAAUUAAUAUCUACUCUGAGGUAUGCAUUUUAUUUACUUCCCAGCAAAGUCUUAAAUUAACUCUUCCACAAGGUUAAAGAUUUACACCAAAAAGAAAUACUUAAGCAUUGAUCUUGUAAAAUAAAAUAGAAAGAAGUUACAAGUAGAAUUUUUGCUCAUGUAUUGAUCUCUCUCAUUUGUGUGCUAGUAGGAAAAAAGGUUAAAAUGUUGAAUUAUAGUUAAAUUGUUCACAUCCAUGUAAGAAUUCCAGUGGCAGUAGAUAGACGUUAGAUUGAUAUUCCAUCAGUUAGAACUAGGUCAUGUUGAGUUUACUUUAUUGGCAUUAAACAGUACAUACCAUAUGUGGUCACACUGUAUAUUUUACUGCUGGUUAAUUUUCCCUGAUGGCUGCGUAUUAAUGUUUCCCAAGUAUGGGGUUGGUGUAGUCACACACAUUUACGUGUACAUGUACAUGUUUUACUAGGUAAGUGUUUGUAAUAUCUACCUGCUUUUAUCAUCCUCCAUGAGGGAAUUCCAGUUGAUAUGUGCUUGUUUAAGUUUUCACUGUAAACAUUAUUUUCAUAAAUUUAUAAGAUUUGUGCUGUAGACCAGUAAUUAGUCAGGGAUUCCAGUGUUUUUGUGAUAUAACCUUUGUGAUCAUGUAUAUACUGACUGUAUAUAAUAUAACUGUGCUGAUUUUAUGUUAAUGAGAAAUUUUUACCUGGAGUUUUACGAAAUCGGCAAUUAAUGUUCCAAGACACAGAUUUGGGUCAGAGACUGACAAAGUUAGGGCUGUGUUGUGUCAAAUGUUGUACUAAUCAAGUUCUGUACUAAUUAAUACUGUGGUUAAAAGUGAAGAUGUCAGUUUACUUAGUCUAAUGAUUAUAUAUCUGUGAAGACAAAUUGGGUGCAUUAUAAGAAUCUCAGUCUCUCAGUGUUUAGUGUGAAAUACAGCUGUUACAAUUACGUUUCCAAGAAAUGUCUUUCAAAUGUGUUGUUCAUUUAAUUACUAAAAUGACCCUUUAAAAAUUUUUAGAGAUUGAAAUAUAAUCUACCCUUCUACACAAAGUGUGAAAAAGUUCAGAAAAUUGAAGCUUGUGAAUAUAUGUAUGAAUAUAUAUGUCAUAUGCAAAAGCAGAAAUUGUAAACAUGUACAAAAUAUGUAGGAAUUUAACGUUACGUCCAGUUUGUUUUAUUUUCCUUUCGUGAUUGUAUCUGUUCAGUGUUGAUGACAAUUGUUCUUUCUAAAUGUAAAACAUUCACCUGCCAUUCAUUCAAACAAGAAUUUUUGUAAUCCAGUGCUUAGAUUAAUUGUCCAAUUUUUGUUUUGUUUUAAUAAUUUGGGUCCAUUAAUUUGUGAUUUCCCUGUUCUGAAAGUUAAGCGGAUUCAAUGAGCAGGGCUGAGAUUUAUUUGACAAAGAAAUCUUUUCACUAAUGAGAAUUUUUUUGUGUCAUGACUUUCCUAUUUUGUAACCAGAAUUGUGUUGUGAUAUAUACAUGUAUUUUAUUUUUUACGUCUAGGAUAUAUAUACGUUAAAGGGGAUUAAAUAACUUACGUCUACACCUGUAAGCGGAAUCUUGUAAUCUUAGUACGGACAAAAGGCAAGCUCUUUUGCCCUAAGACUUAUUAAAAUCUUAUAUGUUCAUAUGUGCCAAAGUUUUAAAUUGAUUUUGGAUAGAUUUUGUUUUAAGUGUAGAUAGAAGUCGGGAAGUAUAUCCUGAGUAGUGAAUAUUAAGUCGUUAGUUCUAUACUUUGCCUACACCUGAUUUUGUACUUUAACGAUAUUUUUUUUCUCUUUCACUUCUUUACAAAAAACUUUAAGUUAAUGUACACCUGUGUCAUGUACAAAUUCUUUUCAGAACCUUGGAAAGUAAUUUACAGAGUUUUUAUACAUAGAAUAUUAUUUGUAUUUAUUAAGCAAAAUUUACUAAAUUGUCCGAGAUAAAUUUACCGUUCUGAUUUGUGGGCCGUUGAUUGUGGGAUGGACACAUCCCAGUAUGGGUGCUAAGUUUCGCUGUAGGAAGCCUGUUUUUAUUGUUUUUGAUUGUUUUCCUUUGAUUACUAUGCAACAGACCAGAGAUCUAUAUUCCCUGGAUUCUGUUAUAGAAAAUAAACAAAGAGUAAAUUA
Molecule: messenger RNA, 5291 nt
Organism: Saccostrea cuccullata (small rock oyster)
Lineage: Eukaryota; Metazoa; Mollusca; Bivalvia; Ostreida; Ostreidae
Product: trafficking kinesin-binding protein 1-like
Exons: 17
Biological process (GO): mitochondrion distribution; protein targeting; vesicle transport along microtubule
Cellular component (GO): cytoplasmic vesicle; mitochondrion
Molecular function (GO): myosin binding
Source: RefSeq, a predicted model, not a curated record